Molecule: messenger RNA, 1287 nt
Organism: Laccaria bicolor S238N-H82
Lineage: Eukaryota; Fungi; Basidiomycota; Agaricomycetes; Agaricales; Hydnangiaceae
Exons: 4
Coding region: 1-1287 (428 amino acids)
Source: RefSeq, a predicted model, not a curated record
AUGUCUGGUCCGGCCCUCCUACCGCUGGAAAUCCUCGAGGCGUGCAUCAGUGCCUCCAAUACAACCACAUGGCUAUCCCUCGCUAGCGUCUCUAAAAUCUUUCAUUCUUUAACAAUUCGCUCUUUAUACCGCGACAUCUCUCUGGGCUCCCCUUCAUCAGUCAUCGCAUGCUGCCGCACAUUAUCAUCCAAUUCUACCGCCUCCUCGUCUGUUAGAACGCUUUUAAUUAAUCAUUUACCGAACAAACCGGUUAAAUCAAAUCAAAAUUACUUUUCGUCAUAUCACGUUUCAUUACGGGAGGCCUUACAAUCUUUGAUUGAGAUUCGAACUCUCAGAUUACUGGUUGAAGAUCCCUCUUUAAUUUUCGUUUUCAAGGAUUCUGUUCUGCCUCGAUUGCAACACUUCGCAUGUCGCUUAAUUCUUUCAUCACCCCUCGUUUCCUUUUUGAAUCGUCAUCCAACGGUGAACUAUCUCGAAGUUUCCCCCCAUGAGGACAUUAUUUCUUCUGUUAAACCAAUCCUUCCCCCUCUCUAUCUUCCCGAACUUGAGUAUUUCGCAGGAAACGGCGAAUAUCUCAGUGCGAUGAGCCCCGCUAUUUCCCUUCGUGCGGCAUUUCUUUCUUGGGGCGCGGUGGAUAGCUCUCCCGAAGCAGCAAUCGCAGUUCUUGAACGCCAUAGCGGCGACAGCUUGAAUGUAAUUACUUGUCGACGGCGGGGAUGGAAUCUCGACCUCAUUGACAUGAUCUCUACACGGCUGCCGUAUAUCUACUCCCUCCACAUCGCCAAUAUUGUCGUCGUCGAUUCCUAUCCCACCGAGGCCUAUCUUGAAGCAAUUUGGACAUAUCUCAAACGAUUUGAGAAUUUACAACGCCUCGUUUUGAAUUGCGUGGACGUUUAUGGGAUAGCUAACCUCGCGUGUCGCAUGGACGUCGACUUCUCAAUAAUCACCUCUUGGGGUGAAGCUUGCCCUUCCCUUACGGAGAUAUCACUUCCGCAUUCGGGCAGACUCUCUUGGCACAGAAUUACCGAAAAUUUCUGGAUACCUGACAUCGAGAACGUAAACGGCUCAACCUGGCUUUAUACCGCAAUUUUGUCGGACAAAUACCCGGGAUGGCAUUCGCUAGUCAAUAAGGCUGAGAAAAGAAUUCGCGAGAACGUUUCGAAUCCGAUUGAUUUCGAUAGGUUAACCACCGUACUUCAUCUCAUGGAGAGACGUGGCCGAUGUGACUUUGUGGUCGGGGUCAAGAUCGAGGAGGCGAAGGAAGAGGUAGAAGAAAAAAACACUUGA